UUCCGUUCUGUAGUAUCUUGAUCGUUAUAUUUGGUAACAGUGGUAGAACUAUUUAAUUACAGCCCAGACCAAACAUGUGGCUAAAGUAUUUUGCGAUAUGUGCUUUCAUGUUGUCAAUCUUCAUUAUAGGGCGUCAGGGCGGCUACAAAGAUACGCGAAUUGGUUCACUACAAGCUCUGUUUCAACAAGAACGAACUUAUCAGUUUCCACCGGGUUUAAAUGUAUCGCCACUUGAAUUCGUACCGUCUCUAGCCUUUCCCAAUGAAGUCCUAUCUUAUGUUCUCAUGCGACCAUCGACCAUUCCAUUGCAAACUGAGCCCAUUAAUGCUCCGGUUCUGUUUCUAGCGUCUCCAUCAUCAGUCGGCAUUGACGACAUCGCAAAAUAUAUAGCAACAGCUAACUCUGAGGCUGUCGUAAUUCAAGAGUUUAAGCGCGUUUUGGAAGAUCCUCAGCAGUUAUAUAGUAGUGAAAAUACGGGGCUGACACCCGUGGUUCUGGAUGUCGGUUCCAACUCGGGAUUUUACUCACAACUGGCCGCUGUGAUGGGUUAUCAGGUGGUUGCCUUCGAUCCACAGCCACAGUGUGCCAUGUUUGUGUUAGGUGCCGCCAAGUUGAAUGGGAUAGACAGCAGACUCACAAUCCUAAAUGCCUUUGCUGGUUCAGGUGACGGGAGUAUGGUGGGUCGUCGAACGGGAUGCUGGGGUACAUACCCAAACUACGGUCCUUGGGAGACGGGACAACAGGGAAAAUUGAUAGAGGUGCUCAGGAAAUCUGGGAUUGUGGAGGUGGGCAUGGAGCGUGUACCACAUAUUGGUAUAGACAAGGUGAUGGACCCAGAUAAGCACGUGGUGCCGCUGAUGAAGGUUGAUGUCGAGGGGUUCGAGGACGGUGUUUUCAGAUCGAUGAGGAAAAUGCUGAGUGCUGGGAGGGUGCACAACAUCGUAUGCGAGUUGAACAAAAACGCAUGGAAGAAUUUCAACGUGACACAUGAAGAUGCGUGUGAAAUGUUAACACACAUGACAACCUUUGGAUACAAGAUCCACCUCGGCUUAGAUGGCCCGCUGUUGUUCAGUCAAAAGUCCUGGGAUAUGCAACAACGCCCCUGUGCGGCAAUGAUGGCGUUGGGGUGGAUAUCUCAAGAUAUACUCAUGGUUCUGGAAGACCCAAAGUUUUAGAGGGUUUAAAGUUCAAGUAGAUAGUACCGAACUUGAAAAUCCAUCGCUGCUUGACACUGAUAUAUACAGUGUGCCGUGAUUUGGACUCAGUUGCACGAUUUACAUGAAGGAAUGGUUGCUACACAUGUCAGCAUCCCUGAUUGUAUGCGUAAAGAAUGACCUAUCGUUUGCCAAACAUAGGCCAAACCUCGUCAAAUAUUUAAGGUAUUUAAGAGGAGACAAAUGAGCACCUUUAGAGAUGUAGGCGUUUAAUAAGGACUUUCUUCAGUAUAUGUUUUCGGUGUGGAGACGAGUGAGGCGAAUGCCGGGCUAGCCAUGUGCCUGGGCUGUCGGCCUUCAGACCAUAAGAUCCCCAAGGAUAAGAAUUACGUUGCUUGUCUCGGAUGUGUCGAUAACGGGUACGUCUAUGAUACUUAACGCAUUCAGAUUCAAUAGAUACACUAGAGAGCCCCCAAACUAAGCCAACCACGCAGCACUUGGUAAUAAGCGUGCGUCACCACGUUGCUACUAAACAUAUAGUGAGCGCGGGAAGGAUCGAAGCGGUGGAGGUUUUUGACCGAUACUCUGACUGAUGAUCGAGUGUGUAUUGAUCUUCUGCGGUUCGCAGUUGGAUAGUGUGGAGCGCAAUCUGCGAUACUCUCAGCCACUACACUGCACAGCCAUUGGUAUGUGCCAUUCGCUCUGGAAGUUACUUGCACUCAAUGGUUCGCAGACAAGCAGUCAAGCGGCGCACACAAGUGGUGUUUUUAAACGACGCACACUUGCAUUCAAGUGAUAAAUCGAAAUGCAAGUGACAGUGUCACCAGAACUCGUCAAUGCUGUAUACGUCAUGCCUCAUUGAAUUUAUCUGCAUAUUGCAGAAUCCGGCUUUGUUACGAGAUGUGCUGCUAUUGACCGUUCGUCUGGUAGUUAUUUGCUGUUCACACGCUCCAAAUAACUUCUAAUAAUCAAUUGCACUGAUGCACGCAUUGUAGAUGUACAUGUGUAUAGACGGG
Sphaeroforma arctica JP610 is the source of this 2170-nucleotide messenger RNA. RefSeq lists its product as hypothetical. The record is from RefSeq and is a predicted model, not a curated record. NCBI's taxonomy places the organism in Eukaryota, Ichthyosporea, Ichthyophonida. The coding region runs from base 75 to 1175 and encodes 366 amino acids. The transcript has a single exon.